Molecule: messenger RNA, 936 nt
Organism: Leishmania braziliensis MHOM/BR/75/M2904
Lineage: Eukaryota; Euglenozoa; Kinetoplastea; Trypanosomatida; Trypanosomatidae
Source: the annotation of a RefSeq genome assembly
AUGAACGUGUCACCGCGGCCUAGGGGCUGUAGGAUUUUCGAGACCUCAGUGGUUACCUUACACGGGCUAGAACGUGCGCCGUCAAAAUACAAGCACAUCCACCGCUCCGACAACGUUGGCGGCGUCACGCAUGAGGGCAGGAAGAUGGUCGUGGAUAAGUUGUGCCUCACGUAUAUCAUCGACCUUCGCACUGCGAAGGAGAAAGACGACUCGCUUACGCGUUUGCCGUUGUCUUGUACUUUCCGAUCGCGAUUGAUAGUUGUUUCCUUACGGAUGAUGCGUUGAGGAAGCUGUUGAUGGGAGGGAGGGGGGUGGGGUCGUCUGCAGGUGUGCUACCUCGGCGAGUCGCAGCGGCCUUCCUUAUCGGCUUCAAGGAUGUCUACAAGAACUUCGAGGUCCCCCUCAGAGAAAGGGGCAGCCGGCCGUGUUCCGCUGCACCCUUAGGAGGGACCGCACCGGGGUGGUCGCAGCACUCCUCUUGACCGCCCUGAACGUGCCAGAAAAAAAAGGAAAACUGUGGAGGAUUUCAUGCCAGCAAAGCAGUGCUGCGUACCAUCACCGCGCGAAGCAGCCCACGUGGGCAAUUACACCGUCCCUCAAGAGAUGUAUGGCAUGGUGAAGGCAGACAUGGAGCAGGAAGUUGGGCUAGGUGCGAAGGGGCUUGAGAAGCUGCACGACGACUACGUCCGCUCGACCCCCUCAAUGCUCACGAGGGCGAAACUGUGCAACCACGACGACGGUAUCGGUCUUGCAUGCAAAUCCGUACGUUGCAAAGGGUCACCUUCAGCAGCGCCAAGGAGGGAGACGAUACGAGGAAACUUCCAACUUUUUGGGACUGUUUCGCACUGGAAUGCGUCUCCUUCUCCUGCAAAUGUUGGCGACUAUGGCGCAACUGGCUGCCUCGCAUGUUUCUCUAACGCUUGUGGAUGCGUUUAG